AUGGGUAGCUUGUUGGACUGGUUGGCUCAUUUUCCUCCUUUACUAUGGGGUUUGGAACACGUAGAAGAAAUUGUGAUUCGUGCGCUUCAACAUGGGAAAGUUCCUCAACACGUUGCAUUUGUCAUGGAUGGAAAUCGCCGGUGGGCUCGCGAGCACCGUGUAGAAACGAUUGAAGGUCAUAGCUUAGGCUUUGAGGCUUUGAAGAAUCUUCUUCGAGUCUGCCUUAAGAUGGGCGUAAAGGAAGUAUCGGCAUUUGCCUUUUCUAUAGAAAACUUUAAGCGUUCAAAACACGAAGUUGAUACACUCAUGGAUAUUGCCAAAAACAGUCUCACUCAAAUUACCGCUCAUGGAGAUAUGGUCGAUCAAUAUGGCAUUCGAAUUCGUAUUGUUGGUGAUCUUGCCCGUUUGAAACCGGACGUUUAUGAAACUGUCGUCAACGUCGUUGAAUCAACAAAGAAUAAUACCAGAGCUACUUUAAACGUUUGCUUUCCAUAUACGUCGCGUCACGAAAUAUCCAACUCUGUGCAAAGCAUUGUUCACUUAGCCGAGGAUGAAAAAAUUGUGCCAGAAGAUAUUGAUGAAGCAUUGUUUGAAAAGAAUCUUCUUUUGAACGACAGUCUUCCUCUCGAUUGGUUAAUUCGUACCAGUGGUGUUGAACGUCUAUCGGACUUUUUAAUGUGGCAGGUCCAUGAGGAUUCCCAAAUCAGCUUUAUAGACAAUUAUUGGCCCGAUUUUUCUAUUUGGCGUUUCUUUCCAAUGCUCAUCCGUUUUCAACUUGAAAGUCAACAGGAUGCAUAA
Messenger RNA from Schizosaccharomyces osmophilus, 798 nucleotides. RefSeq names its product cis-prenyltransferase (gene rer2). The record is from RefSeq and is a predicted model, not a curated record. NCBI's taxonomy places the organism in Eukaryota, Fungi, Ascomycota, Schizosaccharomycetes, Schizosaccharomycetales, Schizosaccharomycetaceae. Bases 1 to 798 code for a protein of 265 amino acids. Gene Ontology annotation, molecular function: ditrans,polycis-polyprenyl diphosphate synthase [(2E,6E)-farnesyl diphosphate specific] activity. The transcript is spliced from 5 exons. Gene Ontology annotation, cellular component: dehydrodolichyl diphosphate synthase complex; lipid droplet; endoplasmic reticulum.